Molecule: messenger RNA, 480 nt
Organism: Meira miltonrushii
Lineage: Eukaryota; Fungi; Basidiomycota; Exobasidiomycetes; Exobasidiales; Brachybasidiaceae
Product: DUF543-domain-containing protein
Exons: 3
Coding region: 1-480 (159 amino acids)
Cellular component (GO): mitochondrion; mitochondrial inner membrane; MICOS complex
Source: RefSeq, a predicted model, not a curated record
AUGGCAAGCUCUUCUUCUCAGCCUGCCAAAGGUCUACCGGCCAAUCCUCCAAAAGUGUCAAGCGAGGAUAUCAUCAGUCAAAAGACUGAUCUAUGCAUCAGUAAUGCUAUCGUAAAGGCUGGUCUUGGCUUCGGAUCGGGUGUUUUGUUGAGCGUGAUCCUAUUCAGAAGAAGAGCAUUCCCAGUAUGGCUAGGUACAGGUUUCGGAUUAGGAAGUGCAUGGACAGAUUGCGAAAGAAGUUUCAACCCUGUUGCAAUUCCAGGUGUUCGAAUUUUACCUUCACCAAACAGUCCAAACGCACCUUCACCCGGUCAACCAAGCGUUUUGGAACGUUUAUCGGAAAAGACUUCAGGUUUAUUCGAUAAGAGUAAGGAUCUGGCUCAAGAUGCAUCAGAAAAAGGGAAAGAAAUUGCUCAAGACGCUAAACAGAAAGGAAAAGAAGUUCAAAAAGAUCUUGAAGAAAAGGUACGCAAGGUUUGA